This is a messenger RNA of Closterium sp. NIES-67, 5487 nucleotides long. Lineage: Eukaryota; Viridiplantae; Streptophyta; Zygnematophyceae; Desmidiales; Closteriaceae. The record is from the annotation of a GenBank genome assembly.
UUCAACCCACAUCGAGCCAUUCGGCUUCCAGAACCAAAAAGGCCACCAAUAGCUCUUUCUCAUCAGUUGGUCUGUCGUUAGGCAUCAGAUUGCUCCAGCUCUUCUGCUUAUUUUGACAGUCUAGUUCUCGUGUUUCCUAAGAGCAGUUCACCAUGGGUUUGACAAUCGGGAAGCUCUUCACGAGAUUCUUUGGGAAAAGGGACAUGCGUAUUCUUAUGGUUGGUCUAGAUGCCGCUGGUAAAACGACCAUUCUGUACAAGCUGAAGCUGGGAGAGAUCGUGACCACGAUUCCGACCAUCGGAUUCAACGUCGAAACUGUGGAGUACAAGAACAUUAGCUUCACCGUGUGGGAUGUCGGGGGUCAGGACAAGAUCCGUCCCCUGUGGAGGCAUUACUUCCAGAAUACACAAGGUUUGAUCUUCGUCGUCGACAGCAACGAUAGGGAUCGUGUGAUGGAAGCCAGAGAUGAAUUGCACAGAAUGCUCAACGAGGACGAAUUGCGAGAUGCAGUGCUGCUUGUGUUUGCUAACAAGCAGGAUCUUCCAAACGCGAUGAACGCUGCAGAGAUUACCGAUAAGCUUGGUCUUCAUUCGUUGCGCCAGCGUCAGUGGUAUAUCCAGAGUACUUGCGCUACCUCAGGAGAAGGUCUUUAUGAGGGUCUCGACUGGCUGUCCAACAACAUCUCCUCUAAGGACUAAGCAUUGAGAGCCAUAACAUGGCUUGCGAGGAAGGACAUCACUAUCUAAGCACCCUGGACAAGUUUUCAGCGCUAAACCAAGAAAAAGCCACAAGAUGCUACUCCAAGUCUUCUCUCAGUGCCAAUUUAUCUUUUGUAUCCCCUUCUUUCUAGCAACAUUGUGAAAUUCUUUUUAGUUGAUUAUGCACAUCGACAGUCUGCUAUGUUGUCUCACUGUUAGCAAUUAGGCUGAAUUAUGCAAUACAACAUGUAUGUCCCGAAUGGAAAAUCUAGUUGCAAGCAAAUGCAAGCAAAUUUGUUAAUGGGCCCCUAUUUCGCCGUCAGCCGUCGCAGCGCAUUCUCUUCGUUUCCUUUUGUCGCUCAGUACGUCCACAUUUUUGUAGAAUCCGUGUUCUGUUUGACAGAAAGGCUUUAGAGUUCGGGUUUCGCGUUUCAGCGAACGAAACGGUGUCCGUAAGAUAUUUGCGCUGUUCUUUGAGAUCUUGGCGGGAUAACUCACAGCGAGCUCUACUCCACGGGAUCCCGUUGUCCGUGAAUAGAUUCAACACCGUGAGAACGUGUGCUGCUGAGGGCCGUUUGGAGCACGUGCCGUUUGAGUAGCGAUGCUCUGAAGAAAGGCGCCAAUCGAGGCACUUACUGACGCAGGUUGCUCUGAAGAACUAGCGGAGCGAUCGCCAAGUCUGCUUCAGCCAAUCAACGGCUUCCGCCUGCUCUUACGUCGACCCAAAGCGAUCGCGAAGGCUACUUCCACCGCCAUUUGCCGGCUUGAACCGUUUCGGAUCCCGGAGGUUGUCGCUCCCCGCCAGUCAUGUUCCGUCAUAAGCCAGCGCCGUGUUGUGGCCGGCGCUAUGCUCUGUGGUCGCUAUGCGCGGCUGUGCUUAUAGCGGGGGCUGCACUGAGAGUGGAUGCGAGGGCUGAUGCUGUUAUGGUGGGCUGCAGCGGGUUUGUGAAGCCAAGUGCUCAUCUGACAUCUCUGCUGGAGCAAGGGAGCAACUCAGAACCCAUUGACUACACUCGUGUCAUGGUGGAGCUACAGUCCCAUGACGGUUUCGUCCAUGAGAGGACAAAAUGUGACGAGGAUGGCUACUACUACCUCAUGGCCCCUUCUCUGCAGGAUUCUUUUCUUAUCACCCUUCGAGGCCCUCCUGGCUGGUCCUUCGACGCAACCAAGAUGGUAGUGGUCGAUGCUGCCACCUGCAAUGCUGGCAAUGACGUGGACUUCCACAUCUAUGGGUUCGGCCUCUCAGGCCGCAUACUCAGCCACUCGCCAUCAGCAACAGAAUCGGGAUCAGGCUCAGCACAGGGAGCAGUGAAAUCACCCGAAGCACCCCUGAUAGGGCCUGCUGGUAUCCUCGUGACCAUACGGUCAGUCAGCAAUAACAUAGAGAGCAGCAGGAGCGGCAGUGGCAGUGCAGAGGAGGAGGGAGUGUCGCAGCAGCAGCAGCAGCAGCAAGAGCAGCAGUUGAGUGCGACGGCUGUUACAGACGCCAGUGGGGCUUUCACCUUCACUGGCCUCCCUGUGGGAGCGUAUGAGCUGUCUGCCACCCACCCACUCUGGUCAAUCCGCCCCGUUACAAGCACACUCGACACAAGCACAAGCAUCCCUGUCGAGGCUGGGUGGGACAGCACGGACCUUGGAGCAGCGUUUUACGUGGGGAGCUAUGAUGCUUCGGAUGCUCAGAACCAGCCUGGCGUUGCUGUGGUGGCAGGCAGGGGCAGAGUGGAGGAUGGGGCGGGCCGUGGAGUGGAGGGAGCGACAGUGAUGGUGGAUGGGCUCUCAGUGGCUGUUACUGAUGCCAAGGGCGCCUAUUCCUUCACUCUCCCCACUGCCCUCCUCUCAUCUCCACCUCUCCAACAUCCCUCCUCUACACCCGCCCCUCCACCUCCUCCUCCCCCCCCCAACCACCACACUCUAUCAGCAGUCCGACCCCUCUACUCCUUCUCCUCCCUUCCUAACAUCGCCCUCCCUCCUGCUACCACCACCACUGCUGCUGCUGCUGCUGCUGCUGCUGCUAAUGCUCCUGCUGCUGCUGGUGGUGCUAGUGCCACAACUGCCGUUGACUUGCCGCCCAUCCGAGCCGCCCGGUACGCGCUGUGCGGGCGGGUGGAGAUGGGCGGCGACUCGUCCUUUGUGCCGUGGAGACGCAUGGAGCUGAGCAGGGCUUCUGAGGCUGGGGGAUCUCAGGAAUGGAGUGCAGAGACAGAGGACGCAGGGACAGAGGACGCAGGGACCAAGGACGGAACCCUGCUAAGCCGGACUAAGGCAACAGGGGGUGCCAAAAGGUCCAACACUGGCAAAAGCAGCAGCAGCAGCGAGUUCCAGAAAGCAAGGAAGCGUGCUCCUCCAGUGAUUGCCGAGGCAGACCAAGACGGACGGUUCUGCUUCAUGGUGCCACGUGGCAGCUAUCAACUGGUGCCUGAGAUCAGCCCAGAUGAGGUGGCAGCAGGGCUGGUCUUCUCCCCCUCUAUAAUGGAAUCCGUUACUGUCACAUCCUCACCAGUCACAGAUAUAGUCUUCAAACAGUCACACCUGUUUAUAUCUGGCAAGGUGCGCUGCCUCCAGCAGUGUGACUCAGCCGUUACAGUCACACUCCUGGCUGUCACAGAUACAAUGACCGACGGAGAAAUGGAGGGAGGUACAGAGCAGCAGCAGCAGCAGCAGGGGCAGCACAGGGGCACGUUCUUACAACGAGUUGUGCUGAGAGUGGGGGGAGAGGGGGGGGCGGAGGGAGAGGCUGGGGGCGUCGGGGGGAAGGGCAAGGGGAGGAAAGGCGAGGUGAUGACGAGAGGCACAAGUGGCUCCUUCUUCUUCGAUCAGCUGCUCCCUGGGUCGUACAGACUCGAGGCCCGCAAAACGCCCGUCGAUGCCAGCGACCUGCAGCAGGACGAGUGGUGCUGGGAGGAGGGCAGUGCUGACGUGGCAGUGUACGAUUCCCCCGUGACGAACGUACAGCUGGUGCAGAGGGGGUGGCGCAUGGUGGUGCGGGCAUCAAUGGAGGACAGAUUCACCUUGAUUCACAGCAGCUACGACCCCACCGACUUCUCUGUUUCGCCCGGAGUGCAGGAGUUCUGCGUGGAGUCCCCAGGGGAAUACACCCUCGUCAUGUCACAUGCAUGUGCCUACUACGGGGCCCUCUCCCUCGCCUUCCACACCAACCAGCCGAAGCCCAUACUGCUGACUCCCACAGCGUAUCGUGUAUCGGGCCUAGUCUUCCUCAACACCUCCCUCCUCUCCCCCUCUCUCUCCCUCCUCUCGCUGGAAGCAACCACCUCUGCUCGAAGCUAUCCUGACAGCAGUAGCAGCAGCAGCAGCAGUGUUACCAGCAGCAGCAUCGAAAGCCAGAGCAUGGCCGAUGGCUCUCUCGGUUCAGUGGGGUCCGAGGGGGGUGGCUCUCUGGUGCUGCGUCGGCCUCCUUCCAAGGAAGAUCCCGUUGCGGUGUAUGAGCAGUCGUUCUGGCUUGAGCCCAACACGGACCUCCUCCUCUCCCUGCACCACUCUGGCUUCCCUGCAACAUGUCCUCUUCCCGCUGGCGCUGCUGCUGGUGGGGUGAAGAAUGCGGGUGACGAGGGAAUGGCAGGCUCAGGGGAGGUAGAUCUAGGGGAGGUAGACCCAGGGGAGAUCAAUCUAGGAGAGGGGUGGGAGCAGCAAGAGCAGGGGAAGCAAGAGGAGCGCAAUAUGAAGCUGGAAGCAAGGGAUUCGUCCAUAGACUAUCCACUGGGCGAGUCGGAGAUCCCGCAGGAGCAGCCUACCCCAGAUGGCACCUUCCCCUUCCCACCAUUGCCGCGGCUCCUUUUCUACCCACGAGCCAUUCCUGUGAGAAUCGACCCCUUCAAGUGCCCCAUGCCCCUCCCCUCUGUGUGGGCCCGGCCAGGCAUUUUCCUCACAGCCCGGAUCACUCCCGCGCUGCCAGCUGUCAAUGUGUCAGUGGUCGCUGACUCAGCCAGUGACGCUAGGGGGUGGGAGGCAGGGGAGGUGGUGGGAUGGAGGCUGACUGUGGGGGGGAGGGGAGGAGGGGAGGAGAGGAGGGGGGCGGAGGGGAAAGAAGGAGAGGAGGAGAGAGUGGAAGAGGAGGGGUUGGAUAAGGAGAGUAAUGGAGAGGGGGUUGUUCUGGGUCCUCUGUACGACGAUGCGAGAUACCACCUGGAGUUACAUAAGGAAGGGUAUAUUUUCUUGUCUACAGGAGCCAAUUCCUUCACAGCAGAAAGGGUUGAAGCCACACAAAAGACGUGCCAGCCUGGCAGCAGCAGCAGCAGCAGCAGCAGGACUGGGGAGCAGCACGCAUGCAAGUGGGAGUCUUGACUUGAGGUCACCAGCUGUAGCCAUUUCACCUGGCUUUUAGGCAUUGCUGCUCACUGCUCACACCUAAAAAGGCCGGUUUUCAGCUCUCGGGCUCUCAGCUCUCGGGCUCUCAGCUCCCAGCUCAAGAUAACAUCCUUACGAUACGACUCACUUCUGGCCAGGCGCAUUGUGGCAUCUUCAGCUCAUGCGUUUAGGAGGUGCACGCUUGCUCCAUCCGUGUAUAGAGAAUCGGGUCAGGCUGGUUAAAGAAGGCUCCUCUCCUGUGGGAGCAGUGGGAGCUAGUAUUGCAUCAAAGUUCAAGGGGUAUGGGAUGGGAUGGGAUGGUGCAGCAUCAAAGUGAUGUACGCACCGUGAUGUACCGCUGCCAAAUUAUAUAUUUAUAUAUAUUUGUAUAGGCUUGGUAGUUGUGCUACAUUGCUGGAUCCUACUGUAGAGGGGACAACCCCCCCUUCUUGUAUCUCCUCUCUCCUAGUCACUCUCUCUUCUCUCG